Molecule: messenger RNA, 3018 nt
Organism: Rhizoctonia solani
Lineage: Eukaryota; Fungi; Basidiomycota; Agaricomycetes; Cantharellales; Ceratobasidiaceae
Exons: 12
Coding region: 1-3018 (1005 amino acids)
Source: RefSeq, a predicted model, not a curated record
AUGGCUGGACUAUACGACGACGACGCCAUCUCUGUUACCUCGGACUAUACUCUCCCCGACGCCGAUGCUGUUGGCUUUGGGGCUCCAUUGGAGCGUAUGGGCUUCGACCACUAUGCGCUCACCAAGGGCGAUACUUCCUAUUCGGGCUCCUAUUAUCCCUCGUGCGAGCACCUGCCUGUUGCAUGCACGGACCCCGACUGCGACUGCGACGACGAUGCCGUGUUUCUCGGAGACGACGACGACAACGACAAUGACGACGACGACGAGCAAGUUCUGUCUCCGUGUGCUUCCAGCUCGUCUUCCCUGAGCGAGUACUUCCACUCCCGCCGUCUCUCCAACGCAGGCGAUCUCGCUGGUGUCGAACACUGCGAUACUCCCAAGGCCACUCGACGCAAGUUCUCCACAAGCUUCGCGGCUGCAUUGGCCCAAGGCGAUGCACUUCCUCCAAGGCCCGCAUCUCCGCUCGAACACCCGACAAUGCACAACCAGCGUCGGAUCGGAACUUCCGACACCCACCGCCACCAACUCGCCCUCGCCCGCUACCUAAACGCCGACCGCACCCGCGCAGACCCAUGGAACCACACCCAUCCCGUCAUCCACAUCCGUGAACACACAAUUGCCAAUCACAACGUCGGAGCCACUCUUGUCACCGAGCGUCUCCACGACUGGUGGACCGUUCCCUUUGCCAAUGCCCACGACUGUAUUGACUAUGCAAAGCAAAUCCUCGAGGGUGUCGCCUUUUUGCAUGAGCAUAGUAUUACCAACUUGGCCGAGGCCGUAAGACCGCACAAUAUCCAGAUGGACGUCGGUCUAGCCCCCCUGGCCCCGCCCUCUCUUUCCCCCAAACCGAGCGGCAAAUCUGCCUCGGCUCCUGCCACUCCCGCAGCCGAGCCAGACGACCUUCCUUCCGUGGCCUGGACUCGAGCCGACUAUCCAGUCCGGUACUACUUUACCGCUUUGGGCGCUAUUCAUCGUGUCCGGCGCCACACCCAGGAACAGCAAGACGAGGAAGAAACCGAAGACGACGAGAUGCUCGACUUGGCCCAGACUCUCGACGCCUUGUCUCGCCAAGUCGAUGACGAUGCCUGGGACCUUGCCACCGCGGUUGAUCUUGUAGCAGUAGGAAACGCCCUCGACCUCGUUUUCGGCAAGAUGUCAUUCAAUCCUCUCCGGCCGAUCAUCCAAGACUUGUGCGAUGCCUUGGAUUCCAAUAUCACCGCCCAUGACGCUCUUGCGCGUGUCGAGAGUCUCGAGCAGAGCUUGUCUCGGCACGAACUCUUCAGUCCAUGGGCGACGAGUGAAGAAAAAAAAACUUCACUUGACUUUUCAUCAUCUUUGAUCAGCCCCCUAGAUCUAGUCUACUCCCAGUUUACUCGCCCAUCACCACACACACCAUUCUUGAUUUCCCUCUUAUAUGCAACACCAUCUGGAUUCCUUUUUCCCUGCACUGCUGGGCUUGACGAGGCAGCUUUCUUUUCAUUCCUGUUCGUUGGGGCUGGAAAACUCGAGACUUGGGGGCGGUACUUGCCAAGUGCAAAAGUUGUCAUCAGUCAAGGAGACGGAGAAGAAGAAGAUGAUGACGAGUUGUGGUCGUACAUCUUGCCUGUUCCCGCCGAGCCUCGUCCCGGCGGUACCCAUGCAUCUAUUCAUAGCCAUCCCGCCAUCACCAUCGAUACCGCGUCCACGGCUGCAACCGCAACCACACCCGUAACCAUAACCAGCACAGCCGAAAAAGAAAACUUAAAGUUGCCGACCACGUCUCCUGCGGACAGAAACGCAAUUUCGAUCAGGCUCGCGCUGGGGGACACCCAAUCGGCCGUCCAGAAAUUGGCGGAUCGGGUCGAUCGGGUCGUGGAUCUGCAACGGCAAGAGACAAGGAAUGUGCACGAUGCCAUUGCGCGGGUUGGCCAGUCGGUCGAACAGGCGUUUACGGCACUCGACCAGACUACCAUGGCGCAUACAUCUAAACUUGACGAAGCCUUAUCUCGCAUCGCCCGGCUCGAAGCCGCAUUGAGUGCGCAGUCCACGGUGGUGACGCAAAUAGGCGCUAAAUGCGAUGUACACUGCUCGAACCAGCUGCAAGUCCUGUCCGCCGAGGCGAACCGGUGGAUGUCCGAGCACCAACUGGCUACUAGCGCAAGUUUGGACAAAGUAAGAGAAGAGGUCAGACAUGCGUUGGAUGCGAAUCGUGAGGCGUGGAGUGUGGCUCUGUCCUUGCAUCGUCAAGAAAUGAGUGCGAUGCUCUCGGCGGUCUUGGCGGGGAUAAGGAGUGUGGCCGGUCCUAUUGGUACGACUUCUAUUCCUGGAUCUACUCGUGCUUCUACCACUCGUUCUGGUUCAUCCGGGGGGCCAACGCAAACUCUGAUCGCUGUGGAUAAUACAAAAACAACAAUGGCUCGAAGUCAUGCAUCGGAGACGCCACUGACUGCAGCGCUCGGCGACACCACACCGCUGCAUACAUUCGAGCCAUAUGGACAGCCAUCUUCCAUCACACAUUCCCAGCUGCAAGAGCGUGCGGCGACCGAGUCCGAGAAAACGCAUGGGGCUCAACAACACGCAGCCAAGAAUUCGAACGUUCAGGCUCGGCAUAUCCAAGCUGGUCCAGUACACGUCGAUGCGCUUUCCUCGGUCCCAGACGAAGACGAGGCUGUGGACCAUAUGGUGAUUGGGAGGAGAGUGCCCUUGGAUGGCCGAGGAUUCGGCGCGCUCAGUAAACGCGCGAGCUCGACUUUUGCAAGUUUUACAAACCCAGCCUCGCCCGGAUUUACUAUUCACCGCCAGCCGUUUGUGCAAGGCUUGAAUUUACAACCUGCUCUCGUCCUGCAGGCCAAGGAAAAGCCUGAAGAGGAUAAUACCGAAACGGGAAACGUACCCAAUGUACGUCUGGUCAUCAAAAAACGGCCGGCUAGGGUCGAAGAUAUUCCUUCGGCCCCGGCCAAACGAUCGCGCAAGGCCAAAACUAGAGUACUCAUGGACUCUCAGGAGUUGUUGAUGCUUGACUCUUCGCCAGAACGCUAA